Messenger RNA from Magallana angulata, 1506 nucleotides. RefSeq lists its product as uncharacterized. The record is from RefSeq and is a predicted model, not a curated record. NCBI's taxonomy places the organism in Eukaryota, Metazoa, Mollusca, Bivalvia, Ostreida, Ostreidae. Bases 1 to 1002 code for a protein of 333 amino acids. The transcript has 5 exons.
AUGAUCAAACUAUCUCUUCGAUACUGGGUUUUGCGACUUUUUUCAUUAUUCUUCCUCACUUAUUUUUGUAAGGCAGAUUUAAGACAUGGCUACUCAAUGCUACAGUACGGACACAGGUUGGGCAGAAGGAUGAUAACGUCGUAUGAUGGAUAUAGUAUUCUGGAUUGUGUAGAGGAAUGUCUGAGAACAACACGAUGUCGGUCCGUCAACUACCACCAGGGAGCCCACUUCUGUCAGACCAAUUUUGAAAACAGGACAACUGUACCCGAUCUGUACAUAGAGAAGCCUGGCUGGAUAUACAGCGAUAGAAAAGACUGGGACAAGGAAAUUGCUGGAGCGUGUUCGGUUUCAAACUGUGCCCUCAAUGAAAAGUGCAUCCCCAAACCUUUUGGACAGUAUACAUGCGUCCUGUCAGAUUGUGGAAUUCCAAGUAACGAAGGUUUCUCUAUGAAAGAGAUACAAGAAUGGGAUGCCAUUGGAAUAGCAAGAAUAAUUCAUAUCAGAUGCGCUAUCGGUUACAACCAACAAGGGUCUGAGGUCUUUGUGUGUAGAUCCAACGGAUCUUGGAGGACGGAUUUAAACUGCACCUUAAAAACAUGUCCAGCCAGGUACACGGAAAUGACGUCAAAUGCUACCAAAACCUGUCUACAAUUUGUUGACACACCUACAAAUUAUCUAAAUGCAACGAUCCACUGCAAAAUGGAUGGUGGUGAUUUGGUUAAGCUAGACACCAAACCAUUGAAGAAUAUCUUCUUUGAAUUUAUCGAUGGUUACAUUGAUAAGACUGCAGAAAACAACAUAUGGAUUCAGGGUGAAAAAGAUGGCGAAGGUAUUUGGAGAUUUCAUGACGGUUCAAAUCUGCCGGACUUCUUGAAAAGAGAUAUGAUUGAAACAGACUUACCUUACGAACUUCAUCUGAGAUAUGUUAUUGACAAACAGCAAUUCUGGGAUGGACAGGCAAAAUUCGCAAAUAGCUUCAUAUGUGAACACAGAAUUUACUAAGUUCUUUUAAAACACAUGAAAAUACAAACAAUUUCCGAAAGGAAUGUUUUUCUUUUUAAUUAUUCAAAACUGUCCAUAUUUGUUUGCAUUUACAUUUUUGUUCAAAAUAGAACUCUUUUAAAUGAUGGUAGUAAUUUAUGAUUUUAUAGUAAGUGUACCGUGGAUGUGUAGUUGGGGACAGUAUGGAAGACGCGAUUAUAUCACACGGUUUUUGGAGUGUUAGAUGAAAUUCUAGCAUGCACAAUGUGUCCUUAUGUUUUGUCACAUGGUACACAGGAUGAAGCUCUGCCAUUAGGUCACUGAAAUGUCUGGAAACGUGAUUUAAUUGCAUAGUUACAUGUAUUCAGUCACGUAUAAAUUAUUUUUUAGUCACCUUUAAUUUAACUGAAUGGCAGAGAUUCAUCCUUCAUCCUGUGUUAGGGAUCUAUUAUUUUCCGAAUAGACGAUAUACUUAUAUGUACACUGUUUUACGAGACUCAAAUAUACAAUCCAGAACUGAUUCAG